AACAAGGCACAUUAUUAUUCUUUCUUCAACACUUGACAGAGCAGUCAAAGUUUCCCACACUCUUCAAUCUGAUACACCACCCAACACAACACAAUACACACCACUCUCCACUCCACUCUGACCCAAAACACAAAUACCCAACCAACAUAACAACAACAAACAAUACACCACUGACAAACUUCUCAAUUAUUUCUUCUCGUACACACACAACCACACUCUCUGACUCAGACUACACAGACAGACACAGAGACAGAGAGAGAAAUGGAGGAGAGGCCGGAAACAGAGCUGAUUUCGAUACCGGCGACGCCGCGAGCAUCGACUCCGGAGAUUCAGACGCCGUCGGGACAGAGGUCGCCGAGGCCUCCGCAUGCGGCGGCGUCGAAAGAAGCGAAGUCGUGGACUCCGACGUCAUUCAUAUCGCCUCGGUUCCUGAGCCCGAUUGGGACUCCGAUGAAGAGAGUGUUGAUUAACAUGAAGGGUUAUUUGGAGGAGGUUGGGCAUCUCACGAAGCUCAAUCCUCAGGACGCUUGGCUUCCCAUUACCGAGUCUCGCAACGGCAACGCCCACUACGCCGCCUUCCACAACCUCAACGCCGGCGUCGGAUUCCAGGCCCUUGUCUUGCCCGUCGCCUUCUCUUUCCUCGGCUGGAGUUGGGGAAUACUUUCUUUGACGAUAGCCUACUUCUGGCAACUUUACACCCUCUGGAUUCUGGUUCAGCUACACGAAGCAGUGCCCGGGAAGAGGUACAACAGAUAUGUGGAGCUUGCACAAGCUGCAUUUGGGGAAAGAUUAGGUGUCUGGCUUGCUCUCUUCCCUACAGUUUAUUUGUCAGCGGGGACGGCAACAGCUUUGAUUCUUAUAGGAGGGGAGACGAUGAAACUGUUCUUCCAGAUAGUUUGUGGGCCCCUAUGUUCAUCAAACCCUCUAUCGACAGUGGAGUGGUAUCUGGUCUUCACGUCCCUGUGCAUCGUAUUGUCCCAACUCCCGAACCUCAACUCAAUUUCAGGACUCUCUCUCAUUGGGGCAAUCACAGCCAUUACUUACUCAACUAUGGUGUGGGUUCUUUCAGUGAGUCAACCAAGGCCGCCCUCAAUCUCUUACGAACCCCUUUCAUUACCUUCCUUUUCAGCCUCUGUCUUUUCAUUUUUUAAUGCACUUGGAAUUGUCGCGUUUGCAUUCAGGGGACACAAUCUAGCCUUGGAGAUUCAGGCAACAAUGCCAUCCACUUUCAAACACCCGGCUCACGUGCCCAUGUGGAGAGGAGCCAAAGUUGCCUAUUUCCUUAUCGCGAUGUGUGUGUUCCCUAUUGCUAUUGGAGGUUUUUGGGCCUAUGGAAACCUUAUGCCUUCGGGAGGCAUUCUCAACGCCUUGUUUGCGUUUCACAGUCACGACAUCCCAAGAGGACUUCUUGCCAUGACAUUCCUUCUAGUUGUGUUCAACUGUCUGUGUAGCUUCCAAAUAUAUUCAAUGCCUGUUUUCGACAGUUUUGAAGCCGGUUACACCAGCAGAACCAACCGCCCCUGCUCAAUCUGGGUCAGGUCUGGCUUCCGGGUUUUUUAUGGAUUCAUCUCUUUCUUCAUUGGAGUGGCGCUUCCAUUCCUGUCUAGUAUUGCCGGUUUGUUAGGUGGACUCACUCUUCCGGUCACAUUCGCGUACCCUUGCUUCAUGUGGGUUCUGAUAAAGAAGCCAACAAAGUUCAGCUUCAACUGGUAUUUUAAUUGGAUUCUGGGAUGGUUGGGGAUUGCAUUCAGCUUGGCCUUUUCAAUUGGAGGAAUUUGGAGUAUGGUAAACAGUGGCCUCAAGCUCAAAUUCUUUAAGCCCAAUUAAGAUUAAAAGUAUGAGCUCAAAUAAUUUUAAUAAUUAGUAUUUAAUGUAUGCGUUUUCCUUUGUGUAUGGUAUUGUUGGAUGUUGAGUUUGUUCUCUUGUAUUUAAUGAAGAUUUCCUAUCUGUUUGGCACCCGUCUCUCUCCAAAUAUAUAUAUAUAUAUAUUGUUUACCAUUUUCAGACCCCUUCUGAAAAGAAUUUGGUGAA
Messenger RNA from Camellia sinensis, 2031 nucleotides. Its product is annotated as lysine histidine transporter-like 8. The record is from RefSeq and is a predicted model, not a curated record. NCBI's taxonomy places the organism in Eukaryota, Viridiplantae, Streptophyta, Magnoliopsida, Ericales, Theaceae.